Messenger RNA from Filobasidium floriforme, 2673 nucleotides. RefSeq lists its product as uncharacterized. The record is from RefSeq and is a predicted model, not a curated record. The transcript is spliced from 12 exons. Lineage: Eukaryota; Fungi; Basidiomycota; Tremellomycetes; Filobasidiales; Filobasidiaceae. Gene Ontology annotation, cellular component: nucleus. The coding region runs from base 1 to 2673 and encodes 890 amino acids. Gene Ontology annotation, molecular function: zinc ion binding; DNA-binding transcription factor activity, RNA polymerase II-specific; transcription cis-regulatory region binding. Gene Ontology annotation, biological process: DNA-templated transcription; regulation of DNA-templated transcription.
AUGCAUUCGCAUCAGUACUAUGGAGGUGGUGGUGGUGGGAACGCCUCGUCCACCAACGGCAAUGCUAGCGGGAACGGUGGCAGGAAACGCAAAGUCUCGAUCAGGGACGAGGACGAAGACGACGAGGACGAUGAUGACGAUAAUGAUCACGACCAUGAUGACGGAGGUUCCGGUACGGGUGGGGGAAAUAACGGUUCAUCCCAAUCCCGAGGCAAACGCGCUCUACGUGGAAUCUCUAGCGGCGUCGGAGGAGGCGGUGGCGGGAAUGGAGGAGGUACCGGGGACAAGGACGACGAGACUCGGAAAAAGGGAAAGGAGCGACCCGGUCGUGGUAAAGGCAUGAGACGGGGAGCUCGGGCAUGUACCAACUGUCGCAGAGGGAAGAACCGGUGCGAGGGGGACCAUCCUUGUAACCGGUGUGCGGCGCAAAACCUCGAAUGCGUGUUUGCCAAGCCUCCGCCCAAGGUCGGUAAUUCGAAUUCCAACUCGCUGCAACAACAAUUUAUGCACAUCGAGAGCUCGGUGAAUCAUCUGGCUGCGAGUCAGAAUCAGAUGCAGUCGACGCUCUCUCAAAUCCUCUCGGCACUCUCGCAGAACCAGAUGAAUAGUCAGCAUGUACCGCAGCUGAAUUAUCCACAACAUUCGCCAUCGCAAAACGAUGGUAUGGGGACCUCGCAGAGUUCGCUCCCGAUGCAGCAUCACGCCUCGCGUAACAUGUCCGGGGCAGACAUGGACGAAGAUGGUUUCGCGUGGCCGGACCCUCCGGUACCCAAGGCGACAAUCGCCAAGAUGGAGGAGGACAACAUGGAGGAAGACGUCAAACCGAAAGAGUUCCCAAAAUUGCCCGGCUUCAAACCUCCUCCACAUCGAUACGCCAAUUAUGGCCUGGUUGUAUCCUCAACCGCCGCCUCUUCUGACGACGAAUCGGAAGACACGUUGCCCCGGUCCAGCUUGAACGCGCCGAUCGAGGCGUUGCAUCAACUGGCCAACGCUGCCGAUCAGGCUGCCAAAGAGAAUGCCAAGCUCGAGGCAGAGAACCGCCAGCAAGGAUUCCUCAGCCCCCCACGGGUGCUGCAAAAUCAGCUCAAGUUCAAGCGGAUGAAGAAGCCAGAUCCUGCACCGAGGAACGCCUUUCCCGAUGUCGUUACGAAAGGGCUGGUGUCACCGGAAGAAGCGAGGGAGUUGUGGGACAUUUUCUUCUCCGGUUGUCACUACUUCAUUCCCGUAUUCGAUCCGAGCUACGACGAGUUUGAGAGUUUCGUCCAGAGGACACCCUUUAGUUUCGACGGCAUGCUGGCAGUAGCAGCCAAGAUUCGUGCCGGUGCUGGUCCUCUUGGUCGUACACAUACCCGAUGUCUGGAGGAAGCGCAGGGAAUCGCUCGAUCGACGCUCUUUGGUCCGGUCGUGCGUAAAGAAGCGGUGAUGGCUGUACUCAUCCUCGCCUCUUGGUCGCAAGAUCCAUGGCUGCCAAGCGGACACGCCCUACGUAUGGGGCUCGACAUGAACCUGCACAAGGCUCUGGAAAAGCUUGGCGAGGAUGUCGGCACGUUCGGAGGGGGCAAGGCCAGAACCGAAGCGGAAGAACGGGAUCUGGUGGUCUCGGCACGGAUCUGGCUGAAUUGUUACCUAAACGACCAUACCGUCAGCUUGGGUACGGGGCGGCCUCUAAUGCUGCGGGAUGACGAGUCUGUUCGGAAUGCUCGUCAACUUUUAACACAUCCUAUGGCGUCUGAAACCGAUGUCCGUCUUGUCGCUUGCGUCGAAUUGAUGAGUCACAAAGUGCGGGUCUGGACACAUCUUCAUCCACUUCGCGGACGCAUCGACACUACAACCAUCGACUUUGUACGGCGAGUGUCAAACGAUCUGCUCGCAUGGCAUGCAGAAUGGAGGACACGGCAUCUGCAGAAACAUGAAGAAGAAAGCGUUCUAGUCAAGCUGCUUGACGCCGAGCUGUACUAUGCUCAGCUAUGGACCGCAUGUGUCGCACUACGGGGAUGUAAUUGGGACAAGCUCAACUUGGAUCAGCGAGAAUUGGCUUUCGGCGCCAAGGAUGCCGCUCUCAAGUGCUUGUCGGCUUACAAAUCAUCCAGUCUUCGGCAUUACCUCAAAUACGCUGUGCACGAGACGAUGGUACAAGCUUCAUUUGCUGCAGUCUUCCUCCUCAAAAUCGCCAUUCUAUUCCCGACGCAGGUCACCGCCAAAUUCAUCAGCACCGAAGUCGCUGAUCUGGCAAACUUGAUGUCAGAAUGCGCCGCCGAGCGUUACGCUCUUACACUCCGAUUGAUGCUCAGGUCUUUCCGUCGCAAGAUGGGGGAAACGACCAUGGCGCCAGGUACACCUCGUACCAUGGCCAAUGGACAGGUAGCGGGGCCAAGCGUCGACGGCAUGAUUCCAGGCCACCGUGGAUUGGAGAGCUUACUGAGUAUGGACGGCGACUCCGCUGUCGAUUUCUCGAUUUUGGACGAUCUUGGACCCUUCAACUGGCCAGAAGACGGCUUCAGUCCAUCCAACUUGCCACAAUGGAUUACUGAAGGGAACGUUAUGGAUCUAGGAUUGCCAUACGACGGAUCAGAUUCAAUCUUCCUGCCGCCCGAGUUGGCAAACAUGUUCCUUCCCGCACCAACAUCUUGGCAACUAGGAGAUAGCGCAGAAACAGGUGCCGAAGCUUGGUAA